GCCCGGCCUGGCUCGGCCCGGCCCGGCCGGAGGAUGACGGAGCUGCAGUCAGCGCUGCUCCUGCGGAGGCAGCUGGCAGAGCUCAACAAGAAUCCGGUCGAAGGAUUUUCAGCUGGCUUAAUAGAUGACAACGAUCUGUACAGAUGGGAAGUCCUCAUCAUCGGCCCCCCAGACACGCUGUACGAAGGGGGUGUUUUCAAAGCUCAUCUCACUUUCCCAAAAGACUACCCCCUCAGACCACCAAAAAUGAAGUUCAUCACAGAGAUAUGGCACCCAAAUGUUGACAAAAAUGGUGAUGUGUGCAUUUCUAUUCUUCACGAACCUGGGGAAGAUAAAUAUGGCUAUGAAAAGCCCGAAGAGCGCUGGCUCCCCAUCCACACGGUGGAAACCAUCAUGAUUAGCGUCAUUUCUAUGCUGGCAGAUCCCAAUGGAGACUCGCCCGCGAACGUGGACGCAGCCAAAGAAUGGAGGGAAGACCGGAAUGGAGAAUUCAAGAGGAAAGUAGCCCGCUGUGUGAGGAAAAGCCAAGAGACUGCUUUCGAGUGACCUUUGGGUAGCAGCUCAUAGCUUCACUUUUUCAGGGUCUCCACUUGGGAAACACGGCACUCUCCCCACCUAGCUGGACUGAUGUAGCGAGUUGGCGGAUGCUGGCUGGACGGGGCUGCUACCAAACACACCAGUUAUCAGUGCUGACAAGAGCCUCCCAAGUGCCAACUUAGAGAUGACGAUGCAUUCUGAAUUCUAAUGAACUGCUUUAACCUUCAGGAAGAAUUGUAAAGACAUGUACAUAGCACAGCGUGCCCCGGAGACUAUCUGUCCUGCCCGUGUCCACCCCAUCCGCGGUGUACCAAAUGAUGCUCUCGUAGUUAGACUAAGAAUCGUGUACAUUCGAAAGAUUUUAGCAGGUUUUCUUUCCCUGUUCAUUGUUUCUUUAUCAGUUUAAAGAGACUUCUUAAAGCAUGUCAGAUUAAAACCAAUUAGGAUUAAACUUGUCCAUUUACUUUUCCUUUAAACCAUUGAGGCUUCAUUAAACGCUUUCAUUUACUAGAC
Phascolarctos cinereus (koala) is the source of this 1050-nucleotide messenger RNA. It is a transcript of the gene UBE2G1, whose product is annotated as ubiquitin conjugating enzyme E2 G1. Lineage: Eukaryota; Metazoa; Chordata; Mammalia; Diprotodontia; Phascolarctidae. The record is from RefSeq and is a predicted model, not a curated record.